Messenger RNA from Sinocyclocheilus grahami, 1929 nucleotides. Its product is annotated as thioredoxin domain-containing protein 3 homolog. Gene Ontology annotation, biological process: UTP biosynthetic process; CTP biosynthetic process; GTP biosynthetic process. Gene Ontology annotation, molecular function: nucleoside diphosphate kinase activity. NCBI's taxonomy places the organism in Eukaryota, Metazoa, Chordata, Actinopteri, Cypriniformes, Cyprinidae. The transcript has 16 exons. The record is from RefSeq and is a predicted model, not a curated record.
AUGUGCCUGUUGAAGAAACUUGAAGGAGGAAGUGCGUCUCUGUCUCGAUCUCUCCUGUCUCACAUUUUGCAGUGGGGAUUGUUGUGUGUGUGUGUGUGUGUGUGUGUGUGUGUGUCAGUGGCGGAUGUGUACCAGCAGUGGUGUGGACCCUGCCGCGCCGUUGUCAGUCUCUUUAGAAAAAUCGAGAAUGAGCUGGGAGACGAGCUGCUGCAUUUUGCCACAGCUGAGGCUGAUGGGAUUGAAGCUCUGGAGAAGUACAGAAGGAAGUGUGAGCCCACCUUUCUGUUUUAUGCGGGUGGGCAGCUGGUGUCUGUUCUGCGGGGACCAAAUGCUCCUCUCCUGCAGAGGGUGAUACAAGAAGAGCUGAGCAAAGAGAAGAACGUCCUAGAACACGGGGCGGCACGCAGGGCGGUGACAGAUGAAGGUUUAACUGAGGAAGAAGAGGUGAAUGAUGACAUUAAGGAUCACCCACAUGAUGAAGAUGUGAUUGUUCCUGCUAAAACGUCUUGCACAGUGGCAAUAAUCAAGCCAGAUGUGGUGGCACACGGCAAAGCAGAUGAGAUUAUUAUGAAGAUUCAGGAUGCAGGUUUUGUGAUUUUGGCCCAUGAGGAGAGAACGCUGAGUGAAGCAGAAGCUCAAGACUUCUAUCAACACAAAGCCGCAGAGCCUUACUUCCAGGAGCUCAUCUAGUUUAUGUCGAGCGGCCCGUCGCAUGUCCUGGUCAUUUCUAAGACGGAGGGCUGUGAGGACGUCAUCCCAGCCUGGCGGGAAUUCAUCGGUCCACCGGAUGUCGAAGAGGCCAGGAGGAUGCAGUCGGAGAGCUUGCGGGCUCAGUACGGCACCGAGACUCUUUUGAACGCUCUACACGGCAGCAGCGACAGCGAGCAGGCCAGCAGGGAGCUGGCGUUCUUCUUCCCCAGCUUCAGGAUGGCGAUGGCGGACUCGGGCUCGGAGCGGGCCGGGCCGGAACAGGAGCAUGUGGAGAGGACGCUGGCGCUCAUCCGUCCAGACGCUGCCAGGGAAAACAGAGUCUCUGCUGUCGUUCACAGCGGGCCUGUGUUAGCAUUAGCGCUAGUGAAGGAGCGAGCCGUGGAACACUGGAGGAACGUCCUGGGCCCCAAAGACCCCAUCCAGGCUAAGAAUGAGCAACCUGACAGUCUGCGAGCCCAGUUUUCCUGCGGGAGCUCCAGCAUUAAUCAGCUUCACGGCAGCGGAAACUCAGAGGAGGCGGAGAGGGAGAUCGGCUUCUUCUUCCCACCGGAGGACACACUCACCGUCAUCAAACCAGACACCCAACACAAGGAGGAAAUCCUGGAGGAGAUUCGGGGCAGAGGAUUCACCAUCUCCCGUCUGAAGGACACGGUUCUGUCCAGAGAGAUGGCAGAAGAGUUUUAUAAAGAGCAUCGGGACAAACCCUUCUUCAGUCAGCUGGUGGAUUACAUGUGUCACGGGCUGUGUACGAUGAUGGUUCUGACCAAGGAGAACGCGGUGGAGGAGUGGAGGGCGGCCAUGGGCCCCACGGACCCCAGUGCGGCAAGACAAGCAGCCCCGGGGUCCCUGAGAGCGCGCUUCGCUAAGGACAUGCUGGAGAACGCCGUCCACGGAUCCUCCAACACUCAGCACGCACACCAGAAGAUACAGUUCCUCUUCAGAGACAUCAGCUCUGAGAGCGGGAUCAUCAACGCCGCUGCUUCUCCUGCGUUAGAAACAGAGGAGAGCUUUGCAGAGCUCAAGAAUCUUCAAGCUUCAAGAUCUCCAUCAUUUGAUGACCUGAAGAACCAGACAGAGCCAAGCUCAACAGAAGGAGCUGAAGAAAUAAAGCCUGAGAUGACAGAGAGUCACCCAGCAUCCUCUGAUGAGACUAGAGACGCUAGACUCACUAGAGACGCACACAUCCAGCCCGCAGGACGCAGGUCUUUAUCUCAAUGA